Gryllus bimaculatus (two-spotted cricket) is the source of this 4646-nucleotide messenger RNA. The record is from the annotation of a GenBank genome assembly. NCBI's taxonomy places the organism in Eukaryota, Metazoa, Arthropoda, Insecta, Orthoptera, Gryllidae.
AUUCUAUCGUAUUUAACGAAUAGGGAUGUGACACUUUCAUAAUGAAAGUUGGACAGCUAACCUAGCCGGGCGCGACUGAAACGAAGUUGAAAGUGAGGGCAAAAUUAAGUUCGCGCUCUUCUGCCCAUGUAUUUUUGGUAAUCGUUCUGAAAACAAAGUGGUUUGUGGAUCAUUUUACGUGUACGUAUGUGUAAUCUACUUUGUGUGUGAGCGUUGUGACUUGCUAGUGACACUAAGCUUCAGCGUCAAAUUCAAACGUGUGGAUGUUUGUGUUAAAGUAUCAAACAUGAAUAACUCGAGUAUUCCUGACCCUGUUCAUGUUUCAUUUCCAUGGACUGAAUCCAAUAGAAGUGUGACUCUCUCUUCAAACAGAAUCUCUGUGCAAGAAAACCUAUCUGCCAAUAAAACUAGUGAAAUGACUGGAGCAGCAAGUGUAACAUGCGUAGAGAGAAAGCAGCGUUCUGCCUCUCCAAUUUUGCGAAUUGAAAACUCCUCAAAUGAGCGUCUCGAAAAAGAUGUAUAUCAUUGCGAAAAGGAAAAAUUACUAACUCAUAAUCCAGACUGUGCUGGAGAUCAUGAAGGAUCCCGAAGAAAUCAAAUUCUCCACCGUUCCCCUGAAUACCGACGGUAUCAGGAAGUGCGUGGGAGAAAACUGGCUAAUGUACACGAAAGUGAUGCAGAUGAAGUUAAAACUCGUCAUGUAUUUGGAGCUCUUGACGUGAAUCGGUCUUUGGAUGAUCAGACUUCUGACGCCGUUCCCGAAUCUCCUGUAACAGCUCGUAUACCUUCCCCAUCAUCUGCAUCGAGUAUCACAUCCGGAAGGCGUUUGGAAUGGGAUAGCGGUGCAGAUGUUGGAUAUUAUUUUGAAGGAAACCAUAACCUUCAUUCCGGAGCUUCAUUAAGCACUAUUGAAAGAAUAGCUUUAGCUCAUGGACGUUCCAGUGGUCUUUUUGAGAGGUUAGAUCCUGAAGGCAUAUGUGGACCACCAAAACCAGUGCUUGGUUUGCAUCUCUUAAGUGAUGAAUUGGAUUCACCAAUUGCUAAAUCAACUCCUGUCUAUAAAAGUGGAAGCAAAAGGAAGGAAGAGAAAGAAAGUGCAGAAAAGGGAUCUGUAGUGCCUUUAGUAGAACCACCUGAAACUGUGCUGCCUGGGGGAUAUCUUUAUCUCCAUUCACCUGAAGAAUUUGGGAAUGAAAUGGCCCCAUUGCCAAGAAAUGGAUCCGAAGGCCAAAAUGAUGAUAGUACUGAUGAAGACAAGAUUCCUCUGUCAGAUAAUUUAAAUAAAAAACAUAGUAACUCCCUAGUCAAUUUGAAUUGUAGUUGUGAUGAAGUACCAAGUUCAGUUCCUCGUAGCAAAAGCUACCUUAACCUUCUGGAUAGUGAUAAUGUGAAUGUACCAGCAGUGGAAAGAGCUGUGCCACCAUCCCGUUUCCUGGCAGGUACAUGCUCUGUAUCAUCUUCAUCAGUUGCCACAAUAGUGCAGAGACCGAUUUUCCCAAAGACAUGUGAUAAAUUUAUUCAGACAUUACCUCUGAAACUGUCAGUUGGUGUGCAAGUUAGUGAAAAUACGGACCACUCACAUUUUUCUGAAAAAAAAUCAGAAUUAUCUUAUGAUGCAAUUUCAUCUUUGCCAAAAGAAAAAGAUGAGACUAAGAAGGAAAAACAAAAAAUCAGUAAUGUUAGUAAUGCGUCCCAAAACCACAAGUGUAAAGGAGCGCAUAAGAAGGGGGCUUUAGAUUAUAAUCAUUGUCAAAAUUACCAAUUUCAGUCCUCAAAUCCAUCUGAUAAUAAUAAUAAAACUGAAAAGUCUUCAGAAGAAAUCCAUGUAACUAGAAAAGGAAGUUCACUUAUGAAAGAAUUUCAAUCUUCAGAGAAAGGUACCCUUGACAGUGCUGCCAGUAGUUCACAGACGGUUGAGUCAUGUGUAGAAGAGACCUCGUGUUCUGGAAUGGAGCAACCACGAAGAACUCAUGUUGGCUCUUCAGGUGUUGCAGAUAGCACAAAUAGUUUUGAAUAUUUACCGGGACAUGUGUUUGAUAGAGCAUCAAAACGUCCAAGUGAUGCAUCAAAAUGGUCUGCAGCAUCCACCACGUCAGCAAACAAAGUGACUUUGAAAUCAAAUGCUUUGAAGGAAGUGAAUGGAAGAAGUGAUUCACGUUCUAGCUCUCUCUCAAAGGACAUUGAAGAAGGUGUGGAACUUCUUCAGAAACUGAUGUCUGAAAAAUCCUAUAAUGGGAAAACAAAAAAGAAAUUAAUUCGACUAAUUGUGAACAAGUUAGUUGAUACAGACUAUCCAGAAGAUCAUAAUGAUAAACGGUUCCAGACAGAUUCUCUUUCAUGCAAUGUUCCGUGGGUUCCUGCUUCUCAAAGUUCCCAACAUUUGAAAGUACUUCAAGCAUGUCAGUACUUGCAUUCAGAAGAAAGGAAACCUAAUCAGAACUUUUAUACACCUUCUAGUAGUGAAAGCAGCAAAGAUAGAACUGAUAACAGUGCUAUGACUGAAAUACAAACUUCUCCAUCAUCAUGCACACCUUCUGGUAGUGUAUCUGUGCCUGGUGACAAUGAGCAAAGUCAAGGAGAAACCUCUGAAGUGUCCUCAAAUAUUUUUGACAGUUCGAGGAAACACUGGAAGUCACCAACAUCUCAGACUGAGGAAGAUUAUGAAACCAACCGAGCAAAGUUUGUUAAAAACUCUAGUCCAACUCCUUCCUUGUUGCAUUUAUGUAAAUCAGAACAUGAGAAGCAACUCCAGUGGAUUCGUUUUGAAAUUGAUCAUCUGUCUCAGUUAAAACAGUUGCUUGAGAAACAAGAAGGUUCUAAAUCACAUGCAAACCUUGCUGAUCAUGAACAUAAAUUCCACAAAAUUAAAUCUGCUAAUAAGAAUCACUCGCCUAGCAGAGAAUUUCAUAGACCAAAGAGAAGUGGAAAUGAUGAUUGGAGUAAUAGUAGGCUAAAGGACAAUUCUAGUCAAGGAAACACAUCAUUGCAAACAUGUUCCUCCUCCACUCUGAGCUACCAAGACCCUUUGCCUCCCCACAGCUGCUACCAUUCAAAGGGCCUUAGAGGGCAGAGCACACCUCAGGCUGAGGAGAGAAGUAUGAGGAAGACUGAUAAAAGAAAAGAUUUGUCCACCCAGACAUUAUCUCUAGAUUCAUACAUUCUCCAAAAUGGUAGCUCUAAUUCAGGCUUAAAAGGUAUUAACAGUGAUGAUGGACAAUUGAAUGUGUAUGUUCAAACAUCUCCCAGGGCAUUGGAAAGGCAGGAGAAAACCUUCCACAAGCUUCCAGCUGUUGCAAGAAUUUCUGAAAGUGCGAGGAGGAGUUACGAAAGUGCAGUGAAAUGUUGUUGCGACUGCAGAAAGGCUCUUGAAGGGUUAAUGAAGAAAGAUGAUCGUGCUCAAACGUAUUGUAGAUGUGAAUCCAUGAGUUUCGAGAGUGAUCAUCUUGUGACAGAUACCAGUUCUUCUUUGAGACAAACAGGUACUUCAACUGCAUCUCAUACCCCAGAUGGAAUAUCUUUGCCUCAAGAUGCAAAAUUUCCACCUCAAAAACGAGAUAUUGCCACUGAAACCGUUGUAAAUAAAACUGUACAGACCACACCGUCUUUAAAUGACAUUCCAAUAAUAAGGCCUAUCUGGAGUCACGAAGUUUCCAAAGACUCCUCUCGGAAAGCUAGGGAUAAGUUCUGCCCCUGUUGUGGGCUUCGUGAGAAGUCUUUUGAACCAAAUGAAAGGAUGCAUGUCCAGGAAAAAACAAAGAAGAAAAUGGAACCCAAAACUCCAUUUGUGGAUGAAAAAGGAAAGCAUCACACAAUCUGUGAUGCAUCAGUGCAAACUUCUAAUAAAGAGCCCCUUGCGUAUCUCCUAACAUUUGAACCAACCUGCAAGGAAAACAUAAGAACACAGAAUAAAGACAUGUUACCUGAAAUCAAAUUACUUGUGCCAGUCAAUCAAAAUAGGUUAGAAAAUGAAAUGAAAAGAAAGGCUUCUAAUUUGAGUACUUCUAAAGAGAAUCAGUGUCCUCUGAAGACUGGCCAGCCUAAUGAAGAGAAAUGUAGCUCGUCUGAAAAGGAAGAGGGAAAGACAACACAAAAAAUCACUUUGCAGGAUUAUCUUCGGGCAAAUCGACCAGAUUAUAUUCAACAUGCUGACAAGAGAAGUCAGUGUUUGGCUGACUUGGCUCUUCUCAGAGACUUGAGGAAACAGAAGAGAUUGGAACUUCUGGCCAUGACUGACCAAGCUCAAAAUGAAAAUCCUAAAGAUGUACAUUCAAAUGAAAGAAUAGUCUUCUCAUGUGCAUCUGUACCUUGUAAACCUAAACUCACAUCUCGACUAAUACGUGAACAAUCGCGAAGGAAGUAUCAUAAAACCAGGGAAGUACAGAAUAAAUUUGUGGAAAAAAAGAAAAAAGAAGAUUUUAAGACAAACCGCCUUAUGGCUGAAUUGUUUACCAAAAAACUGCAGAAAAAAGUACUAAAGGGAGUAGUGAAUCAUUCCAAUAGUGCAAGCAUUAUCUCCAGUGUUCCUUAAAUGUGUUUCUAAUACAAUCCCUUCUUCAAAAGAAAUAGGGCUUGUCAGUAUUUUUUAAAUAUUUGUACAUAAUUUCGUCUUUAACUGUUCGUAAUAAAUAUAUAUUUUAAGAAACUAG